AUGUACAAUGGUAUAGGUCUAGCAACAGCCCGUGGAUCGGGUACAAACGGCUACAUCUCGAGAAAUAGCGCUUUUCUCAAGAUUCGAGAUGGGCCUGCUCCUGGUCCGGGUUUCGGUGGAGGUCAAGGGAGAUAUGGUGAUUUUCUCGAUACCAUGAAAGGACCUCCAGUGCAUCGUCAACCCGACGAGGGGAUCUUGGAACACGAGAGAAAACGCAGAGUGGAAGUCCAGUGCGCCGAGCUGAGGGAUCAGAUGGAGGGCAGGGGAGCCGAUGAGGACGAGAUAGAGGAAGCUAUUACCUCCCUACGAACUAGGCUGUCCGCGUCAGUCCAAGGCCUCGGAUCCAAAGGCCGGAUGACCGACUCGCAUUCCAUCGCGCAGGCUAAACAGAUAGAAAUGUCUCGGAUGCAACGUGCUCUCGGCGUCUCUGCGGACCAUCAAGAAGGCAAGGCUUUCCAGCGAGAGACGGAGGACGAGCGAGCGGCUCGCCUUGCCGCCAGGGAGGCUCGAGAGCAGGAGAGGAUCAAAGCUGCUCUCAAGAGGGAAAGGGAGGAUGAGCGUAGGAAACGUGAUAGGGAAGAAAAGGAGAAAUUGAGGCGUAGGGCUGAAUACGAAGCGUCAGUACACGUCUCUCGAGGACGACGACAGAGCUGA
Molecule: messenger RNA, 654 nt
Organism: Tremella mesenterica DSM 1558
Lineage: Eukaryota; Fungi; Basidiomycota; Tremellomycetes; Tremellales; Tremellaceae
Exons: 3
Coding region: 1-654 (217 amino acids)
Source: RefSeq, a predicted model, not a curated record